Hippopotamus amphibius kiboko is the source of this 3924-nucleotide messenger RNA. RefSeq names its product rubicon like autophagy enhancer (gene RUBCNL). Lineage: Eukaryota; Metazoa; Chordata; Mammalia; Artiodactyla; Hippopotamidae. Bases 623 to 2593 code for a protein of 656 amino acids. The transcript is spliced from 14 exons. The record is from RefSeq and is a predicted model, not a curated record. Gene Ontology annotation, molecular function: phosphatidylinositol phosphate binding. Gene Ontology annotation, cellular component: intracellular membrane-bounded organelle; autophagosome membrane. Gene Ontology annotation, biological process: autophagosome-endosome fusion; autophagosome maturation; autophagosome-lysosome fusion.
GCCUCCCCUUAACUACUCCACGCCUGGCUGCGCCAAGGAGGGGGAUGUUUCAGAAAGACCCCGGCAAAUAAAGCCCCAAAUACCCGUGACGUGGUUCCACAACCUGGAAGUGACAAAGGACAAAGCCAAGGAACCAAAAGGAGCGCGAUGCGGGUUUGGUUUUACGGAACACAAGGGCCUCCUCUAAGCAAGCCAGGACUGGCUCACCUGCGUGUUGUUACCGGGGCAGGUAACCGGGAGAUUCUUUGCCCAAGAGGCGUUAGGGUGCUGCUGGAGCGCGCUGAAGCUCCCUAGGGGCCGAGAGACGCCGUGCAUUCAGCCGUACGAACUGUCAGGGCUUAGGUUUCCCUUUGCGAGAACUUUCUGUAUUGGUUGGCAGCUUCUCCCCAGCUUCCACCGCGAUCUGCGUGCUCUCUGCGGCACAGCUAUGAUGGGAUUGCAAACCCUCGCUGCAAGCGGACGAGGACGAUUAGUGGCGUUCUCGGAGUGGGGGUUCCGCGGGGAGCAGCCCGCUGAGGCUCGAGCUCCGGAUAAGCUUCCCAGCCCUCCAGCUGACCACGUGGUGAGUUCAAGUCCUAAUCCAAUAGCACAAGGGAAGUCACACCAGCCCUGAGCCUCGAAGAUGGUGUCACAGUCUGCGGGCCGGCAGGACUCUCCUGUGGACCCCUGGGAAGGGGUCAGCGAUGACCCCGGCGACAUCGAUGGUUCACCCAGCCUCCUGGACGCGGACCACCCCUCCUGCCCAUCAGACAUCAGGUUCACGAGGCACAGAGCUGCCUGGAUUAACCUCCAGUGUGUGCAGCCGCAGCUGCAGGACUCGCCCCCCCAGAGCCACAUUGCGGGGGACACUGCCUCUCCCUUGGGCCCUUCACCACUCUCUCUCGGGGACUCUGUGGCAGAGACGUCAUUGUCGAAGGGCGCUGUGGACUCCACAGGCAGCUCCUCUGCCCGGGGCUCAGCUGACAAGGGCAGUGACUUUUCUCUUACCUCAACGGAAGAGGGGGCAGGGCUGCCAGGAUGCUGUCCUCGGACGUCUCUGUUCACAGCCUCCAAGACUGUGGCUGCUCCCCCGUGUCCUAAGGCUGACCGUGCUUUUUUCAAGCCUUCCCAGCUGACAGCUUCCGCUGAUGCAGGUGCUAUUCAAGUCGGCGGAAGAACCGUUUCUUCAAAUGCCUUCUCACCAGAGGCAUUCGUGCUCCCUGUGGAUGUAGAAAAGGAAAAUGCCCACUUUUACUUUGCAGAUAUGAUUAUAUCAGUCAUGGAGAAUAUGAAGUGUAAUAUUCUGAGUCAACAGCACGCAGAGACCUGGAGUACGGGAGAGGCCAGUGGGUCGCCCGGAAACGAGCAGAUGGACUCGGAAGUGACCUUUUAUUCCCACACAAAGCAGGAGUCUGGGUCUUCCACGUCGUCGGACAGUGGCUAUGAAGGUUGUGCUGUGUUACAGGUCAGCCCAGUGGUUGAAACACCUGCUUACUGUGAUGGGAUGAAAGAGGACUGCAAAUGUGACUUGGAUGACUUUGUUAUCGUAGAACUGGGAGAUUUCAGCAAUGCCACAGAGACGUGUGGGUGUUCCUCCGGCUCCUCUAAGAGUGUCGUUUAUGAGCCAAACUUUAAUUCUGCUGAGCUAAUAGCCAAAGAGUUAUACCGCGUAUUCAAGAAGUGCUGGACGCUGUCAGAAGUUAAUUCUCAGUUGGCGGCCUCCCUGAAUGCAGCUAGCUCCAUAGUUGUAAAUGAAGAGUGUGUCCAGAAAGACUUUGAAUCCAGCACGGAUGUAGUACAGGAAAUUAAAUUGAAGUCAAGGAUCAGAGAGACUGGAGACUGGGCGCCCCCUAGGUUUCAAAUCAUAUUCAAUAUGCAUCCACCACUCAAGAGGGAUCUCAUGAUAGCAGCCCAAAAUUUUUUCUGUGCUGGCUGUGGAACUCCGAUAGAACCUAAGUUUGUGAAGCGGCUCCGGUACUGCGAAUACCUGGGCAAGUAUUUCUGCGACUGCUGCCACUCAUAUGCAGAGUCCUGCAUCCCUGCCCGGAUCCUCAGGAUGUGGGACUUCAGGAAGUACUACGUCAGCAAUUUCUCCAAAUGGCUGCUGGACAGCAUAUGGUACCAGCCCGUCUUCAAUCUGCUGCACAUCAGCCACAGCCUGUAUACGAAGGCCAAGGAGCUGGACAGAGUGAGGGAAAUCCAGGAGCAGCUAUUUCAUAUCAAGAAGCUGUUGAAGACCUGCAGGUUUGCUGAAAGCACCUUGAAGGAGUUUGAGCAGGUGCCGGAACACUUGACAGAUGAGCUCCACCUGUACUCCCUGGAGGACCUGGUCCGGGUCAAGAAAGGGCUGCUGGCGCCCUUGCUUAGGGACAUUCUGAAAGUUUCCCUCGCGCACGUGGCCAGCUGUGAGCUGUGUCAAGGAAAGGGCUUCAUCUGUGAAUUUUGCCGGAGUACAGCUGUCAUCUUUCCGUUUCAGACCACAACAUGUAGAAGAUGUUCAGUGUGCAGAGCUUGCUUUCACAAGCAGUGCUUCCAGUCCUCCGAGUGCCCCCGCUGUGCGAGGAUCACGGCAAGGAGAAGACUUCUGGAAAGUUUGCCCUCUGCGGCAACGUGAUGCCCUUGACCAUCGUGAGAAAGACUGUGAAACACGCGUUAUGAUCACGUCGUUUUUGUGUCUCCUAUUGAUAACAUUGUUUUAUUAUUGACUGUUGUCCAUUAAGAAAAAAGAUGGCCAAUAUUCUCUUUAUUAUAUAUAUUUAAUAUUUUAAAAGAAUGCAGAUUCUUUGUUAUUAAGCAUAGGGUUGUUACUGGUGAUUUUGUUUACACUUGUUCAAUGUUUUUGCUGCUACAGGUUUUUUUUUAAGGGUUUUUUUUUUUGAUACUUCUUAAAUUGUAUUUGCAUGGUUGUAUUUAGCUAAUGGUGGAGCCUAUUUUUUAUGAAUUGUAACUGACAAGAUGAAUUACUGAGUUCCUCUUCCCGUAAAGCUUGCUUUGUGGAAGGGAUUGGUACUUUCAAUGAACAAAAAUGCAACCAAAAAUCUGUGUGCUCAGGCUUUUUUUUCUGACUUAAAUUCCAUUUUGUAAUUGUAUCAGUCUUACAGAUUUUACUUAUCCCAAGGUUUGUAUAGAGGGUACGUGUUACUCCUCUAGUUACAUGUGUCAAGAUGAGUUUGAGUUGCUUAGCUGUGCAUGGAGGUGCCGUUUGAAAUAGUUGCCUCUAGAUGUGCUCUUUCAGACGGCACAAAUCAAACCUGUAUUUGUCAUCUCUAUUCCACAAAGUCAAGGGAUGCAUGAGUGAAUAGAACUUUAUCCCUGCCCAUCAGGGUUUUUGUCUCACAGAUAUAAAAUCGACCAUAAGAUAUGUGAAGACUUAAAUACGCUGUGGGGAAAUGCUGUUAAUGAACAAUGUGGUUCUAGUAAUAACUUUAAAAUCACAGAUAUCCCAUUAACAGGGUUAAGUGAAUCACUAAACCUUUAUGAAUUUCUUUUUCCUAAUAUUUCUCCUAUUUACAUGCUUUCUUGAAACAUGUGAGCUUACUUUUUCUUCUACCUCCUAUAUACUUUCUCUUCCUUGAGAAAGGGCCCAGGCACUGGGUCCCUUCUUGGCACAUCUUUAGUCUGGAACAUGGUGUCAUAUCCCUGGGAUUCUCACGUCCUAAGUAAACCUACUCGGAAUGAACUUGUCAGACAGCACAGGCAGGCAGUAAAGUAGGACAGGUCAUUCCCUUACCCCAUCCAGUCAUGUGUGUGUGUGUGUGUGCAUGUGUUUCAUUCAGUGGGAUGCUAUUGAGUACUUGCAAGAAAUGAGUGUCUCCUAUCAAUCUGAUGUCUUCUCAUCCUAUCAAUUGUUUGCCUGUCCCAGAUGCCUCUGCUGGAGCUAUGCCCCCAUUCAUUAUUUAAGCUAGGUCUCUUUUAUUUUUUAUUUUUUUAACUAAAAAAAAAAUC